AUGAUAUAUGUGUUAUGGUUCCCUCAUCUUAUUAAUGAGGAGAUUGAGACUCAGAGACAUUCAGUUUCUGGUCCAAGGUCCCCAAGCGAGGACAGAGAAGGGCUGGGUCAGAGCCCAGUCUGUCUGAGGGAAGCUCAGGCCAUGCUGCUCCUGGGUUCACAGGCUCCUUCUGGUUGUGGAGUUUCCCGACACUGCGGGGGCACAUUCACCAUUUUACAUCCCUGCCUGAGGAAGAAUCUGUGUGCUUCUCACAACCGUGACUGGAGACUUCAGUCACGGGAAAAGUCUGAGUCAUUCUGCUUUUUCUUCUUUCCUAAACCCUGGGACAGGAGACAACAGAGAAAGUGCCUUGGCAUCUGGCUUGCCCCAAACCUCUAUCCAUCAGACAUCUAA
Molecule: messenger RNA, 393 nt
Organism: Rangifer tarandus platyrhynchus (Svalbard reindeer)
Lineage: Eukaryota; Metazoa; Chordata; Mammalia; Artiodactyla; Cervidae
Source: the annotation of a GenBank genome assembly